Molecule: messenger RNA, 513 nt
Organism: Impatiens glandulifera
Lineage: Eukaryota; Viridiplantae; Streptophyta; Magnoliopsida; Ericales; Balsaminaceae
Product: secreted RxLR effector protein 161-like
Exons: 1
Coding region: 1-513 (170 amino acids)
Source: RefSeq, a predicted model, not a curated record
AUGGCCCAAGAAUUUGAGAUGACAGAUAUUGGCUUUAUAUCAUUUAAUCUCAAAUUAAAAGUGCGUCAAUUGGAUGAUGGAUUUUUUGUUGGGCAACAAGCACGUGUGAAGGAAGUUAUGGAUAGAUUCAAUAUGUCGAAUACUAAAUCGUUGGAUACCCCUAUGGAGAUUGGAGCUAAAUUGAGCAAGAACGAAAAGGGAGAAAAGAUGGAUCCCACACUGCUCAAAAGUCUCAUUGGAUGUCUAAGGUAUUUGAUAUGUACUCGGUCAGAUAUUCUUUUAGGUGUGGGAAUUAUUAGUCAAUUCAUUGACGUUCCCACGACGGAACACAAGAACGCGACAAAGAGGAUUUUGAGAUAUUUGAAAGGUACUAUUGAUUUUGGACUAUUUUAUUCAUCUUUCAAGAAAUUUCAACUUGUUGGAUAUUCCGAUAGUGAUUUUGUCGGAGAUAUAGAUGAUCGUAAGAGAACAUCUGGAUUUUUAUUUUUUAUGGGGUAUAAUGCAAUUUCGUAG